Aspergillus versicolor CBS 583.65 is the source of this 695-nucleotide messenger RNA. RefSeq lists its product as uncharacterized. The transcript has a single exon. The record is from RefSeq and is a predicted model, not a curated record. The coding region runs from base 113 to 532 and encodes 139 amino acids. NCBI's taxonomy places the organism in Eukaryota, Fungi, Ascomycota, Eurotiomycetes, Eurotiales, Aspergillaceae.
UCUAGCGAGGGCUUGUGAAGCGGGACAGGAAUGCCAUUGGGAGAGCGCGGUGCGGAGGCGGUGUGCCUUUGUGCUGGUACUUGGGCGGGCCUGUUGGGGCCAGCCAAAUUGAAUGCGGUCGCAGACCCUCCCGCGGUACCAGCACCGGGCCCUGACCAGGAGCUGUCCCUCAUCCUCCAACUGCAACUCUACUGGAUUUGUUUUGCUUUCCUUGGAUUCGUCGCCAUUUCUUCCCCUCUUCUCGAUAGCGGUGUGUGUCUGUGCUUCACACUCCUCAACUUUCUGCGACCGAGGAUCCUCGUCCUUGAUCUCCUUGCAACGUUUCGUCUCGUUCCCACUCCGCCAGGCUGAAACAGAAAGAAAGAAGGACGGUGGUAUCUCCCCCAACACUCCGUCCCGCGCAAUCCAGACAGCUGUAUCUCAAGCAAAUACAACACCAGCACUCGCUCAACACCGGUGCCCAUCCCGAACUCAAGAUCUCGUACGGUGGUCUGGAACCACGUAUUCACUCGUUUUCAUUGACUCAACUUGAAAUCGCUGGCUUCGGUUCGAGAAAAAAAAAAACCCUCGUUGAUCCUGCACCCUCGACCACAUCCCCUUGCACGAAGCAACGAUUCACCACCGACUCUGAGCUCAUCUUCUUCGAGCUCUCCUACUCGUUAUGGCCGUAGAUACGUCCUCGCCGCCGCAGUCGG